Molecule: messenger RNA, 491 nt
Organism: Camellia sinensis
Lineage: Eukaryota; Viridiplantae; Streptophyta; Magnoliopsida; Ericales; Theaceae
Product: calcium-binding protein PBP1
Molecular function (GO): calcium ion binding
Source: RefSeq, a predicted model, not a curated record
ACCACCUCUCUCUCUCUCUCUCUGUAUAUAUAUAUCUGAAUAAUCUUUCAAACUCACCAUAAGAACUAGAAAGGUAUGUCAAUGGAAGAGAGAAAGUUGGAUCAUUUUCAAGACUUGUUGCCAAUUAUGGCUCAAAAGUUAGGAGGGAAAGGGUUGAUCAAAGAGCUUUGUAAUGGGUUUAGGCUGUUAAUGGAUGGUGAUGAGGGAGUGAUUACAUUUGAGAGCCUUAAGAGAAACUCUGCUCGUCUUGGGCUGCAAGAUUUGGGAGAAGAUCAGUUGAAGAACAUGAUCAGAGAAGGAGAUUUGAACGGCGACGGAAUGAUUAAUCAGAUGGAAUUUUGUGUUUUGAUGUUCAGAUUGAGUCCUCAGUUGAUGGGUGAGUCUAAGAUACUGUUGGGUGAUGCUUUUUUGCAAGAAAUUUUAAAGCAUGAAUAAUAAUGUUUCUUCAUUUUCUAUCUUUAAUUAAUAUAAAUAUAUAUAUUUUUUCUUUU